Molecule: messenger RNA, 1323 nt
Organism: Entamoeba histolytica HM-1:IMSS
Lineage: Eukaryota; Evosea; Mastigamoebida; Endamoebidae
Exons: 1
Coding region: 1-1323 (440 amino acids)
Biological process (GO): proteasome-mediated ubiquitin-dependent protein catabolic process; protein polyubiquitination
Molecular function (GO): ubiquitin protein ligase activity; protein binding
Source: RefSeq, a predicted model, not a curated record
AUGACUAUUUCUCUUACAAUCAGUUCAAUUGAAACACUUUUUAAGAAAAGAAAGGAUGAGUUAGAAUUACAACGUCAAAUGUUUAAUGAGAAAAAAGAACAAAUAUUACAUAUAGAAUGUAAAGCUACAGAAACAUAUAAAAAUAUAGAAAAUUUAUCAAAUAAAGAAGAAUGUAAGAAUAACACAUAUUAUCAAACAAUAUUAUUAAUGUCUUUAAAAUCAUUACAACAUAUAAAAGAAAUAAAAAGAAAAAUUAUAAAAUGUAUUCAAGAAAUAUAUAGUGAAAUAAUUACUUUAACAUUCUAUAUUAAUACUACUCGUUAUAGAAAUUCUUUAUUUAUUGGAAUACAAAAACCUUCAUUAACAAUUACUUGUUUUAAUAAAAAUGGUGCUAUUGACACUGACCAUCAAACUCUCCACACAAAAUUUGAAGGUAAAUUUUUACAAACAUUUAGUUCUAAUAUUAAAGAAGUAAAAUUUAAUCGUUUGAUAAUUCCAAUAAGUUUUGGAAAUCAUUUUUCUCCAGCAUUUUCAUGUAUUACAAUAAAGAGUAAUGAACUUUAUAUUACUGGUGAUAUUAAUAAUCAUACAAUUAAGUUAAUUACAAUUAUGAAAGAUAGAAACUUUUCUGAAGAAUUUAGUCUUAAAGUAGAACAUCCAACAUGUAUUGUAGAACAUAAGAAAAGUUCAUUAUUUUAUAUUAGUGAUAAACAACUUCAUCGUGUAUUUAUUUUUAAUAAAAAAACUGGUGAUUUUAGAUCAUUUGGUGGAUACGGAAAUGAACCAGGUAAAUUUAAUGAACCAAUGUGUAUUGCAAUUGACUCUUUUGAUAAUGUUUAUGUUGCUGAUGCUAUGAACUUUAGAAUUCAAAUUUUCACACUUAAUGGAACAUAUAUAUCAUCAUUAAGUUUUCCUAAUCAACGAACACCGUUUUAUCCACACUGUAUUUUAUUUGAUGAAGAUCAAUUGAUAGUAAUAGAUAAUUGGGGAAGUUCUAUCUUUUCAAUUAAUCCAAAACAAAAAAAAGUGACUUCUAUUAUUUCUAGAUAUGGUGGAGCAAAAGGGUUUGUUAAUAGACCAACAUUUGCUUGUAUUGACAAAUAUAAAAGACUAUUUGUUAGUGAUAGCGGAAACAAUAGAAUUGCUUGUUUUAAGAAAAAUAAUUUUCUUGGGUCAAUUGAAAUGAAAACUUUGGGAUUAGUUGGUUCUCCAUUAGGAAUUAGUGUCAGUGAUAAAAAACUUAUUUUCUCGACAACAGCAAAUGAACCUUAUUUAAAUUGUGUGUCAAUAAAGAAUUUCCCAAACCCAACUUUUAUUUUGUAA